Ascoidea rubescens DSM 1968 is the source of this 2799-nucleotide messenger RNA. RefSeq names its product class I SAM-dependent methyltransferase. NCBI's taxonomy places the organism in Eukaryota, Fungi, Ascomycota, Saccharomycetes, Ascoideales, Ascoideaceae. Bases 1 to 2799 code for a protein of 932 amino acids. The transcript has a single exon. Gene Ontology annotation, molecular function: S-adenosylmethionine-dependent methyltransferase activity. The record is from RefSeq and is a predicted model, not a curated record.
AUGGACUAUAGAAACUUUGCUGCGGCAAAUGCUCAUUAUAUUGAGCUUAUGAAAGAACAACAAAGGGCUCAGCAAGAAAAGAGACUACGAUUAAAAGAAGAAAAAGAAUUGGAAAAAAAAAAUAAAAAAAAAAAUAAAAAAGAAGCAAAAAAUAAACACAAACUACUACAAACUCAAACAACAAACUCUUCUAAUACUACUCACAACUCAAACAACUCUAACAACUCUAACACUUCCACUGCCAACGAAAGAGCUUCCCUAUUUUCAAAACAAAAUACCAUACAAUCUUCAAAUGCCUCCUCUGUCAACUCAAAAUUGUCUUCAAUCAACAACAACGACUAUCUGAGAUUCAAAAAAUAUCCUACAAGCACCUCCCAUACCCAAAACAUUUCUAACCAAUACAACACCCACAACUUGAAUAAAAUCACCACCUCCAUCUCAAAUUCAACCUCAGGCUCAAGCUCAAAUAACACUGUGAUAUCCGAUUCUCAUCGCCAUAAUAUCAGUAGCAAUGCCAAUAUCAUUUCCAAUUCGAAUAUUCCCAAUAACGAUAACUUACCUGCUUCCAACUCCUAUCACUCCAAAUUAAAGUUUUUCCACUUCAACUCAACUCAACCAAAUUCUUCUCCCAUAAACACCCAUUCAAAUAAUACCAUCCCCAACAUCAACAGCCCAAACAAUGUUAAUCCAAAUGCUAAUACCAAUACUAAUACCAAUACCAAUACCACUAAUAUCCAUACUCCUGGUAAUGAAAUCACCAGCCUUAGAUCAAGUUCAAUUAAAAACUCUUCUUCAAUUAGAAACAAUCCAUCGUCAUUAAUUAAUUCGUCUUACACGAAUUCAAUUCGAAAAUCCGAUAGUUCAUCCAGUCUUACAAGUUUUGCUAAUACUAAUACUACGUAUCCCACUGAUCUAUCGUCUGUGAAGUCCAAUAAUUCAGCGAAUUUAAUAAACAAAUCUAGUAAAUCUUUUAGAAAUUCGAGUAUUAAUUUCAAGAGCUAUUUGCCAUUUUCUAAUCCAAUCAACCAACCUAUUAAUUUAAGCCAUGACGGCAGUGGUAAUAAUACUGGUAUCAAUGAUAAUGGAAGCAAUGCUAAUAAUCCAUUUAAUGAUCCUCAAUAUCAAUUACCUUUAUACGAUUUAACUGAGAAUUUAUCUACAGAAUUUCUCAGUAGUAUUAAUAAUAAGACGUUAUCAAAAUUUGAAUUUUUCUUAAAAUUUAAUGAAAAUAUCGACCAGUUAAAAUUGUUUAGCAAUGCUAAUGAUAUUGAUAAUUUUGAAAAUCAUAAUAAUAACAGAUAUAAUGACGAUCUAAUUCACGAAGAAGGGGAAGAAGAGAAAGAAGAUCAUCAUUAUACUUAUAAUCAUAAUUACAAGGAAUUAUUUUUGAACAAUUCUUCAAAGAGAUACGAUUUUUUUAUUAAUAAUUAUUUUACAAUGGAGAAUUUUUUCAAUAUUAAUAAUAUUAGUAGAAAAUACAAUUUAAGUUUAAAUUUGAUUGAGUUGUGGUUUAUUCAUUCGCAUAAAUAUUUAUUUAACGAUGGGAUAUUGGUUAAUAAUAAUAUCAAGAGAUUGAUUGAAUCGAUUGAAUUUGCCAAUACUAAUACUACUACAGCUGGUGGAAAUAGUAACAUUAAUCCGUUAAAAUUAUUGCAUUUGUCUAAUGAAUUGGAUGUUUACUGGUCAUGGCAAUUAAGUUUAGAUGUUAAGAAUUCAUGUUCUGUUUAUAAUUAUCGAAAUUUUACCAAUUCAUUAGAUUACGGGAAUUCCAUUGAUAAAAAACCAAAGAAUUAUUUUGUUAAUUCCGGAAAGACAUUUGAUAAUUUGCCAUACCAGGCAGGUUACUUUGAUUUAAUUUAUUCAAAUGAGUUUAAUUUUUCGUUGAAUUAUAAGAAUUGCAAUAAAAUUUUAACAGAAUUGUAUAGAAUUUUGAACAAAAAUGGAUAUGUUGAGUUGUUGUUGACAGAUUUAACAGUUUUAAAAACACAAAAUGAUUUUGAAGGUGAAAAUGAGCAUGAAGAUGAUUUUGAAAGAGAUAACAAUGACACUGAAGGAAUUACUAAUAACGAGGAAGAAAGUGAUAAAGAUAUAUUUAAUGAAGCGAAUUACUAUGAAAAUGAAGAGCAUAAAGAGAAUCAAAAUGAGAAUCAAAACGAUAAAGAUAGUGAAAAUGAAAAUGAAACUAAAAACUCAAAUUCAAAUUCAAAUGAUAGUGAAGAUAAAGAAAAUGACAUUUUAAAUCAUAAUGAGGACAAGAUAAGAGCCAACGGCUUAUCUAAAAAGACUAAAAAAACUAUCGAUGAUUUGAAAUACUACUGGGAUAAAUGUCUUAAGAAUAUUGAUGAAUUCAGUAUAAAUAACAAUGGAAAUGGAAGCGGAAAUGGAAAAGAGGAUAAUAAGAGAUUAAGUAAAAAUGAGGAAUUAAAUAUUGACCCAUAUCCAUCAUUCAAGAUUCUUAAUAAAUUAGAGGAAGCUGGUUUCAAAAACAUCAGAUAUUCUAUUAUUGGAUUACCAAGAUUCAACAUCUCAUCGAAUAGAGGAAGCCAAGAAGAAGAAUUUGAUAUAGAAGAUGAGUACUUGAAAAAAAUGAUUGGUCUUAAUAGCUUGAUUGAGUUUUAUACAAGUUACUGGGAAUUCAAGUUCUUCCAAAGAUUUGGAAAGUUUACCAACGAGGACUUUGACAACUAUGCUUAUCUUAAGAGACUGAAAUUGAAUCAAACAUCACUGGACAGCGAAAACUGCUCAUUCAAUGGGGGUCUCAACUACUUUAUUGUUAUCAAUGCUCAAAAGGUGUUAUAA